CGCCCCCUCCCCCCGCGGAGGGUGACGGGCGCUUCCCAGCCCGGAGCCGCCGCUUCAGCCGCUGCCGCUUCAACCGCUGCCGCCUCGCCGCGGCUCCGCCGCCGCCCGCCCCGGCACCGCGGUGUCCCCGUCGGCCCCCUCCCGCCGGCCUCCGCGGCUGGCCCCGUCGCGUCUUCCGGGCUCCUCUCUCUCAGCGGACGUGCGGACCCGGCCAUGGCGGACUUUGACGAGAUCUACGAGGAGGAGGAAGACGAGGAGCGGGCGCUGGAGGAGCAGCUCCUCAAGUACUCCCCCGACCCGGUGGUAGUGCGCGGCUCCGGCCAUGUCACCGUGUUUGGACUAAGCAACAAAUUUGAAGCAGAAUUUCCUUCAUCUUUAACUGGAAAGGUAGCACCCGAAGAAUUUAAAGCCAGCAUCAGCAGAGUUAACAGCUGUCUUAAGAAGAACCUUCCAGUUAAUGUACGAUGGCUACUAUGUGGAUGCCUUUGCUGCUGCUGCACUUUAGGUUGUAGUAUGUGGCCAGUUAUCUGCCUCAGUAAAAGAACACGAAGAUCGAUUGAGAAGUUAUUAGAAUGGGAAAACAAUAGGUUAUACCACAAGCUGUGCUUGCAUUGGAGACUAAGCAAAAGGAAAUGUGAAACGAAUAACAUGAUGGAAUAUGUCAUCCUUAUAGAAUUUUUACCAAAGACACCGAUUUUUCGACCAGAUUAGCAUUUGAUUUAUUUAUAGAGACUUAUUCAAGUAUGUUGUCUUUCCAAUGGUGCCUUGCUUGGUGCUCUUCUGGUGGUGACAUAGCAUUGGUUCUACGGAAUCUUGUGGUGUUUUCAUUCUUUUUUGUUUUGUUGGGGUUCUUUUGUUUUGUUUAAAUGUUUAUUUUGUUGGGGUUUUUUUUUUGUUAAAAAAGAGCAUGUUCCAAGUGCAUUUGGUCGAACUCUGCGAAGUCAUUUCACACAAAUGUUAAUUACUACUUAAGUUAUUGUUACUUUUACUACUUCUGUUUAUUAAUGUAUCUUAAUUUUCAAAGAGUCUUUUGUAUGUGUGCGCGUGUGUGUGUACAUAUAUAAUAUUACUAAAUACACAGCUGAAAAUGGUA
This is a messenger RNA of Calypte anna (Anna's hummingbird), 1093 nucleotides long. RefSeq names its product cysteine rich hydrophobic domain 2 (gene CHIC2). Bases 214 to 711 code for a protein of 165 amino acids. NCBI's taxonomy places the organism in Eukaryota, Metazoa, Chordata, Aves, Apodiformes, Trochilidae. The record is from RefSeq and is a predicted model, not a curated record. The transcript has 6 exons.